AUGGAAAUUGCACCAGUGGAUAUGAUUCAGAACACUGUGCAGGUUGGGUCAACCACGGAGGAAGGCUCUGAACUUGACCGCCGCGCCGAGCUCCGGCGCCAAUGGGCUACGUUACGGGAGGAGUGGUCUGACUUCCUUUCACAGCGGCAAUCUGAACAGGAUGCGUUCGUGGAGAAAUUGCUGCAACAGGUGCCCCUCAGCAUCAGCUCAGGCAUCGAGACCCGCAACUCUUCGGAGCUGCCAUCCAUCUCCAAGGCCUUCCUUUCACCAGCUCGUAUUAGUCACCUGUCUUCGAGCACUCCGGAAAUGACCGUGCUGCCAUCCAGCAGACAAGCGUUGCCCAACCCAACUUUCAGGUCAGAAAAGAUGCUCAUGUCAGAUGCGGACCUUGCAGCAGAGGCUGAAUGCCGCAUGAAACAAUUCGUGGAAGAAGAGGACUGA
Cladocopium goreaui is the source of this 441-nucleotide messenger RNA. The record is from the annotation of a GenBank genome assembly. NCBI's taxonomy places the organism in Eukaryota, Dinophyceae, Suessiales, Symbiodiniaceae.